This is a messenger RNA of Gadus macrocephalus (Pacific cod), 3367 nucleotides long. RefSeq names its product phospholipase B1, membrane-associated. The coding region runs from base 368 to 1678 and encodes 436 amino acids. Gene Ontology annotation, cellular component: brush border membrane. The record is from RefSeq and is a predicted model, not a curated record. The transcript has 16 exons. Lineage: Eukaryota; Metazoa; Chordata; Actinopteri; Gadiformes; Gadidae. Gene Ontology annotation, molecular function: retinyl-palmitate esterase activity; phosphatidylcholine lysophospholipase A1 activity; A2-type glycerophospholipase activity. Gene Ontology annotation, biological process: phospholipid metabolic process.
GAAAUAUUGACCAGCCCCCUGUAUAAAAGUAACUAGUCUUAUUCUAAUUUUGUUUAAACUUAAACAAACACUGGCAUAAGACUUAAUGACUGCAUUUUUACCAUCACAAUGAGUUUGUACUGAAAAGAAUAAAAGACGUGGAUAUUUAACACCUGUCCAAAAAAUGUAAUUGAUCUUCCUUAAUUAUGAUUUUGCACCAAUAUCAAUCCUACACUGAUAAUCAUGUCAAAGAGGGUGCGUUUGUUUCACCGUGUCACUCAGCCCUUUUGUGGGAGGGGGAUAGUUUUGCAAGGUGACCAACACAAAGUGACGCAUCCGUGUCAUCACACUGUGCGGGCCGGGUCUCAUCCACACAACCGCACACACCAUGAUGGGGUGGCUUUGGAUCGCCGUGGCAACGUGCGCUCUCUCGUCCUGCUCGGGCAAAGGAAAUGAGUGGUGGUGGGAAUAUGAAGAGGGACUACGACAUUACAACCAGGCAGCUCUCAACGAGGAGUUUCCAGAGAAAACUAGGCCUGUGAAUUUUAAACAUCCUCUCUUCCAAUGUCCGGACAUGAGUCCCUCUCCCUCUGUCCCUUCCUCAGUCGAGUUAGUGAAGGCGGCCGACAUCAAAGUCAUUGCUGCCCUGGGAGACUCUAUGACCACUGCCAUCGGCGCCAACGCCUCCAACGUCCUUGGGAUCCCUAUUGAAUUCCGUCACGUGUCAUGGAGCAUCGGGGGCUACGGUUCCUUCCAAGACGUCAUCACCUUGGCGAACAUCAUCAAGCUGUACAAUCCCAGUGUGCUGGGGGCGGCUCCCAGUAAGACGGUGCACGGCACCACGGCCCCGCUCAGCGAGACAGGCUUCAACCUGGCCGUCACCGGACACAACACCUUCAAUCUCCCUGGGCAGACAAGAUAUCUGAUUGACACUCUCAGGAACUAUGAGGGUCUCACCUUUGAGGAGGAUUGGAAGCUUCUGACCAUUCUCAUUGGCAUGAAUGACAUUUGUGAUUACUGCAAAGAUAAGGCUCUGUUUUCAGUCGACAACUUCAUCCACUACAUGACCGUCUCCUUGGAAAUGCUGAUGAAUGAGGUGCCUCGGAUGAUCGUCAACGUGGUCCAGAUCCUCCCCAUGGAGACUCUGCGGGAGGUCCAGAGACCUGCGCCAGGGUGCCUGCUCCAGCGGUCCUUCUGUUCUUGCCUGAUCAAGCCAGUGGCCAGUUCUCCUGAACUACGGGAACUCGUAGAGGUCAAUCUGGAGUUCCAGAAGCGUCUAGAGCAGCUCCUCUACAGCAAUCGCUUCUUCCGGGACGACUUUGCGGUCGUUCUUCAGCCCUUCCUGAAGAACUCCGACCCUCCCCGCCUGCCGAGUGGAAGGAUAGACAUGACAUUCUUCACACAUGACUGUUUCCACUUCACCAUAAAGGGACAUGAGGAGCUUGCUAAAGGGCUCUGGAACAACAUGUUUCAGCCCGAAGGACACAAGCUCAUGGUGAGCAGUUUCUCAGACCCCAUCGACCUGAUCUGUCCAUCACUGGAUCAUCCAUACAUCUUCACCCGACCCAGUGCAGCCAGCAGGGAUGGCCUCCCGCCCCCUGUCCUGGAAGACCCAGCCUCUGCGUCUCCGCCGUGGGCCCCUCGCCCCCUCGUCCUCUGGGCCCCGUUAGCCUGCAUAGCUCUUUGUACUCUACUAUAACGCCCCCGGCCGUCUGUCACGUUCAACACACGGCUAGUGCCAAAAGAACUGGUGUCUGCCAAGGAUGGACGAUACUAUUUACUAUUUAGUCUUUUAGCUGACACGUUUAAUCCAAACCGACUUACACUGCUUUUUUAACGGUGGGUCCUGGCUCCAAAAUGGUGGAUCGAUCCCCCAACCGACUUCAUGUCAGCGGAAACCCUACAGAACUCCCGUUGUAGACUGAGAACUCAACUGUUCAGACGGCAGCCUGGCCCAGGACUUUUGGUUUUAAUUUAGGUUUGGGUCGUUUUUUUACCAUUCCUUUGUUGGUAUUCAGAUCGUUAUCAUUAUUUCUGCUCCAUCAACAACUAAUGUGCAGAAAAUUCAGCCAUUUAUUAUUCUGCUGCUGUCUUUGUUGGCCUACUUUUGUGGAUUAGAUUCUGGAACUCAUUUGCAUUUGAGCUGUAUGAUGAACAUUUCCUUUAUCAUGUUAGAAAUUACCAUGAAUGACACAAAUAUCACAUUUAGGCUAUACUGGAAAAUGUUAUUUACAUAAUGUUUCUAUACAUUGAGCAUUCAACUUCAGGAGCCAUGAAACACGAUCAGACACUCCAGGUUGAAUGGCCCAUUCAUGUCUGAGUUCAUUAUGCGGAGCAGGUGUAAUGAAGGUAAACACCACGGGCAGGUGAAGGCGGUAUCACCCUCAUAUCGUGUGUCAUGGAUUGGGGCACGAACGUGUCUCGGCGAUGAGGCUUCACCACGAGAUAGACCAACUUUAAUGACACAAUGGGAAAGGUUAUAUAGGCUUAUGCAUGCACGUUGGUACAGUUAAAUAGAGUGGAGAGUAUAAUAGUAUAGUAUAUAGAGAACAAGUGCUUUUGCUGUUCAAAUUCUCAGUGGAAAGGUCUUUGUCUGUCUUUGGUGAAUCAGUGUGUGCAGAGUUUAGGCUACAACAGUGGCGCAGUCCAUAGCAUUUAGAGAUGUAGGAUCAUUGACAGACAAUACGAUAAUCUGACAUGGUGUGCAUUUACCAUCCAUCACUGUGAAUUCAGACGGGCAGAAAUGGCUAAUCAUCGGACAAAAGUAGUUGAGUGAGUCCUGUUAAUAACAGAUAGAAGGCCUAGAUUUGUGUUUUUUAAUACUUUAUAUCAUAGGCCUAAUAGUGUUUAUGUUAACGGGUUUGUAAGUAGCAUUUUUAUCAUAUGAGCUGAAUCAUGCAAUGAGCUGUUGUUGCAUAAUUACUCCAUCAUAGCGUUCAUUGAGAAUCCCACUUUAUGUGCAAACAGUCCCUUUACUGCUUGAUUCUGUGCAAAUAUGUGUGGGACGAGAUAGGUCUCGGCGCCUGAUCCAAUAGGAAAUGAAACGCAUCAGGCCGACACCGCCUUGGUAACAAAAGAGCAAAUAAUAUAAAAUAUAUAAUAUAAUAUAAAAGUGUGUCACACUGCCUAUUCAUGAAGCACAUUAACCUGGAACAUUUCAUUAGAUUUCUAUCAAUAAUGUGUGAGGGGGGUUGUCUUUUCAUCCCCUCGCUAUUCAAGCCACCCGUACGCAACAAGGAUGCAAGUGCCAGAGAGAAGGUACUGUAGCAGGAAGGUUUUCAAUUUACUGUUCCCUAGCAACACAAUCAGGAAGCAGAGACAUCCAAUCUCCCAUCAUCCAGUAAGACAAUGGAACCGUAGUCCUUAAUAAACGCAGACAAAUAUGAAA